Acomys russatus (golden spiny mouse) is the source of this 1830-nucleotide messenger RNA. It is a transcript of the gene Hhatl, whose product is annotated as hedgehog acyltransferase like. The transcript has 12 exons. Gene Ontology annotation, molecular function: acyltransferase activity. Bases 239 to 1750 code for a protein of 503 amino acids. Gene Ontology annotation, biological process: negative regulation of N-terminal protein palmitoylation. NCBI's taxonomy places the organism in Eukaryota, Metazoa, Chordata, Mammalia, Rodentia, Muridae. The record is from RefSeq and is a predicted model, not a curated record. Gene Ontology annotation, cellular component: endoplasmic reticulum.
AGAGCACCUGUCCUUUAGAGAAGCUCACUGAGUGGCUUCACUGGGUCCCUGUCCCUUUCCGGCCAGCCUGCCCCGCUCUGUCUGUGUAACAAGUGUGGGCUCCCAGAGCCCUGGCUGCAGAGCUGGAGAAGACACCUGCAAUUUGGGAGAAGAUCUUGGGUUGGGGAGAUGGGGUGACCCUACCCAUCUCGAAAAGGGCACGGAGUUCCUCUCUUUCAGCCCCAGCCCUGUCCAGGCCAUGGGCAUCAAGACAGCACUGCCUGCAGCUGAGCUUGGCCUCUACUCCCUGGUGCUGAGUGGAGCCCUGGCUUAUGCCGGCCGAGGCCUCCUGGAAGCAUCACAAGAUGGGGCCCACAGGAAGGCAUUCCGGGAGUCUGUGCGCCCUGGCUGGGAGUACCUGGGCCGGAAGAUGGAUGUGGCUGACUUCGAGUGGGUGAUGUGGUUUACCAACUUCCGAAACGUCAUUGUCUUUGUCCUCUCGGGACACGUGCUGUUUGCCAAACUCUGCACGAUGGUCGCCCCCCAGCUCCGCUCCUGGAUGUACGCCGUGUACGGAGUCCUGGCUGUGGUGGGCACAAUGGGCCCGUGGUACCUGCUGCUGCUGCUUGGCCACUGUGUGGGCCUCUAUGUGGCCUCACUCUUGGGCCAGCCCUGGCUGUGCCUUGCCCUUGGUCUGGCCAGCCUGGCGUCCUUCAAGAUGGACCCCCUGAUUUCUUGGCAGAGUGGGUUUGUAACAGGCACAUUUGAUCUUCAAGACGUGCUGUUCCACGGGGGUUGCGGCUUCACGGUGCUGCGGUGCACCAGCUUCGCGCUGGAGAGCUGUGCCCACCCUGAUCGCCACUACUCCUUCGCUGACCUGCUCAAGUACAAUUUCUACCUACCAUUCUUCUUCUUUGGGCCCAUCAUGACCUUUGACCGCUUCCAUGCUCAGGUGAGCCAGGAGCCAGUGAGGCCAGAAGGCGAGCUGUGGCGCAUCCAGGCCCAGGCAGGACUCAGCGCGGCCGCCAUUGUGGCUGUGGAUGUCUUCUUCCACUUCUUCUACAUCCUCACCAUCCCCAGUGAUCUCAAGUUUGCCAGCCGCCUCCCUGACAGUGCUCUGGCUGGCCUGGCCUACUCAAACCUGGUGUAUGACUGGGUGAAGGCAGCCGUCCUCUUCGGCGUCGUCAACACUGUGGCGCGCCUAGACCACCUGGACCCUCCUCAGCCUCCUAAGUGUAUCACCGCGCUCUACGUCUUCGGGGAAACGCACUUUGACCGUGGCAUCAAUGACUGGCUUUGCAAAUAUGUAUAUGACCACAUCGGCAGGGACCAUUCAGCUGUGAUCCCAGAGCUGGCUGCCUCCGUGGCCACGUUUGUCAUCACCACUUUGUGGCUUGGGCCUUGUGACAUCGUCUACCUAUGGUCUGUCCUUAACUGCUUUGGCCUCAACUUUGAGCUCUGGGUGCAGAAGCUGGCUGAGUGCAGGCCACUGGCACAGAUUGAGGCCCGGCUGUCGGAGGGGAUGUCUCGAAGGGUCCGGGCCCUCUGCGGGGCUGUAAACUUCUGGGCUAUUAUUAUGUACAACCUUGUGAGCCUGAACAGCCUUGAGUUCACGGAGCUGGUGGCCCGACGCCUGAUACUUACAGGGUUCCCCCAGACCACAUUGGCCAUCUUGUUUGUCACCUACUGUGGUGUCCAGCUGGUAAAGGAGCGUGAGCGAACGCUGGCACUGGAGGAAGAGCAGAGAAAGGACAAGGAGAAGCUGCAGUAAAGGUUUCUGCUCAGCUGCUUCUGGGCCCCAGCCCAGGCCACGGAGCAGGACCAAUAGAAUAAAGGACUUUUCUACCAUCG